AGCACGUGAAGGGAGUUUCACAUUGAGGGGAGAGGUUGACACAUUUUGAGUCUUUCGAGGCUUAGACUUCAAAUCAUAAGGUAAUACACACUAUGUACUAGUAACUAAUUACAAAGCUCCUAUAAUAGCUGUCUAACGACUAGAGUUAAAUCACCAAGAAAGCAAAGCAACUACGUCUAUACUCUAUACAAACACCAUGAGAGCAAGUUUUAGAGCAUUGCUGAACCUAACUUCGCAUUCUUCUUCUUCUUCUUCUUCAGUAUGUGCUGUUCGAUCUUCAUCUUCUUUUUCUACACCACAACAAAAAGAGAAAGACCAAAUGAUUACACGUUUAUGUAAAGAAAACAAAUUCAACGACGCCCUCCAAAUUCUUUGCAAACAAAGACGUUUGAAAGAAGCUAUUCAGUUGCUAGAACGUCGCGAAAUCCGUCCUUCAGCGACAGUAUUUUCGACCCUUUUGCGUAUAUGUAUCGAAAAUGGGGCACUUGAUGAAGGAAAAAGAGUUCAUAAGAGUAUGAAAUGUUCAGGUUUUAGACCUGGGGUUGUCAUUUCUAAUAGGAUUCUUGAUUUUUACUGUAAAUGCGAUAAACCCUUUGAUGCGCACAAGCUGUUUGUUGAAAUGCCUGAGAGGGAUUUGUGUUCGUGGAAUAUUAUGGUUUCUGGGUUUGCGAAAUUGGGUUUGAUUGAUGAAGCUCGGAAGGUGUUCGAUGAAAUGCCUGAGAGAGAUAAUUUUUCUUGGACCGCGAUGAUAUCGGGUUAUGUGAGGUGUAAUAAGCCUGAAUGUGCAUUGGAAUUGUAUGGAGUGAUGCAGAGGGAUGAGAAUUUGAAGUGUAAUAAGUUUACUAUUUCGAGUGCUCUUGCUGCUUCUGCGUCUAUUCAGUCUUUACGUUUAGGAAAGGAGAUUCAUGGUCAUAUUGUGAGAACCGGGUUGGAUUCUGAUGCGGUUGUUUGGAGUGCUUUGAGUGAUAUGUAUGGAAAAUGUGGGAGCGUGGACGAAGCAAGGCAUAUUUUUGAUAGGACUAAUGAUAAGGAUAUUGUUUCGUGGACGGCCAUGAUUGAUAGAUAUUUUGGAGAUGGGAGGUGGGAGGAAGGUUAUUUGUUGUUUUCAUGUUUGAUGGAAUCCGGAAUUAGGCCUAAUGAUUUUACCUUUGCUGGAGUUUUGAAUGCAUGUGCACACCAAACGAUAGAGCAUAUGGGAAAACAAGUACAUGGGUACAUGAUGCGUAUUGGAUUUGAUCCUUGUUCCUUUGCAGCAAGUACCUUAGUUCAUAUGUACGCCAAAUGUGGGAAUGUAGAUAGUGCAUAUAAGGUAUUUAAGUGGCUCCCAAGGCCCGAUGUAGUUUCUUGGACCUCACUGAUUAAUGGUUAUGCUCAAAACGGCCAACCUCGAGAAGCUCUGCACUUAUUUGAUUUGUUGCUGAAAUCUGGCACUAAGCCUGAUCAUAUUACUUUUGUUGGGGUUCUUUCUGCUUGCACUCAUGCAGGUUUAGUUGAUGAAGGGCUUGAAUAUUUCUAUUCAAUAAAGGAUAAGCAUUGUCUAACCCAUACUGCUGACCACUAUGCUUGUGUGGUUGAUCUCCUGAGCCGAUUUGGCAGAUUUAAGGAGGCCAAAGAGAUUAUUAGUCAGAUGCCAAUGAAGCCUGACAAGUUCUUGUGGGCUUCCUUGCUUGGAGGAUGCAGAGUCCAUGGAAAUGUUGAACUAGCAAAGCGAGCAGCUGAAGCAUUAUUUGAAAUAGAGCCUGAAAAUGCAGCUACUUAUGUUACCAUCGGAAACAUAUAUGCCACUGCUGGUAAAUGGACUGAAGUGGCAAAAAUCAGACAAGUCAUGGAAGAGAAAGGUGUGGUGAAGAAGCCAGGUAUAAGUUGGAUCAAUUUGCAGAGAAAAGACCAUGUUUUCUUGGUCGGUGAUAGGUCACAUCCUAGGUCAAAGGAAAUAUACGACUUUUUAGGGGAGCUUUGGAGGAGAAUGAAAGAAGAGGGGUAUGUCCCUGACAUAGACAAUGUGCUGCAUGAUGUGGAAGAGGAACAGAAAGAGCAAAAUCUCUCCUAUCACAGUGAAAAGCUUGCAGUCGCCUUCGGAAUUAUUGCAACUCCACCUGGAACACAGAUAAAGGUUUUUAAGAAUCUACGAACAUGUGUUGAUUGUCACACUGCGAUAAAGUAUAUCUCUAAAAUAGAAGAGAGAAGAAUUAUUGUGCGGGAUUCUAGUCGGUUUCACUGUUUUGAGGGUGGGAGUUGUUCGUGCAAGGACUAUUGGUGAUUCUUUCCAAUAGUUCUGGGAGUAUACCACCAGAACUUGGAAGCAUGGCAAGUUUACAAGGUUUUUAGCCUUUGUAAUUAAAUAUCUUUCUGUUUAAUUUUGAGGGAAAUUGCUUCUUUGUUUUUUUAUCCCACCGUAGGAGCUCCCACCUUUUGCUCCUUUAGUGACUUGAACCGACAACUUCCCUAGAAGCUCCCGUUUUUUGUUUUUUCGAGCACUUGAACCAACAACUUCCCUAGGAGCUUUCCACCUUUUGCUCUUUUAGUGACUCGAACCAACAACCUCCCUAGGAGCUCCCACUUUCUUGCUCCUUUGGUGACUCGAACCUAUAACCUCCCUAGGAGCUUCCACUUUUUGCUCCUUUGGUGACUCGAAUCGACAACCUCCCUAGGAGCUCCCACCUUUUUGCUUCUUUGGUGACUCGAACCGAUAACUUAAAGGAUGGAGGUCAGGAGGUAGGGGUGACAGAGUUCAUGGAAGGAUUGAGCUUGUUAACCUCCCCGAAACAUGAAAACCUCCUCAAGCUAAGAGGUUUUGUGUUGUCCAAAGGGGAGGGACGAGUGUUUUUUAAUCUAUCACUUCACCUCUAAAGGAAACCUCUCUCAGUAUCUUGAUGUUGACCUAAACAGCAACCAUGUUCUUGAUUGGUCCAAGAGAGUUAUGAUCAUCAAGGGAUAGCAAAAGGACUAGGAUAUCAGCACAGUUCCGAACCAGACAAACCUUCUACGGUUCAUUGCAACAUAUCAGUGGAAAAAGUCCUCCUUGAUCAACAGUUCACACCUCUAAUACUGGACUGCGGCCUACUAAAGCUACUUGUUGAUGAUGUUGUCUAUCCAGCACUUAAGGUCAGUGCUGCACUUGGAUAUAUGGCUCCUGAAUACAUUACAACUGGACGAUUCACAGAAAAGAGUGAUGUAUAUGCAUUUGGAGUAAUUAUCCUUCAAGUACUAUCUGGUAAAGGACUUGUUGACUGCUCAAUGAGACAUGCAGCUGAAUCUUGCAACUUUGAGAACUUCAUUGACCCAAAUCUCAGGGGAACAUUCUCUCUAAGUGAAGCAACUAUGCUAACUAAACUUGCAAUAAGCUGCACUCUUGAGGAUCCAGAUGGUACGCCCAAGUAUGGUCCUGGUAAAUGAAGAAUUGAACAGGUCUAGUGGUGGUUGAAAAAGACGACGGAAGUUCUUUUUUCUUCGUCAGAAGCUUGUUCAUUAUUAUUAACCAUGGGGAACAAGUGCCAUAGUGAUAGAGCUGCAGUUUUUGCUUAUCAAUUGCAUUAUGAGGCAGAUUCAACAAAUUCUUUGUGAGGUCUUCUGGCUCAAACGACAUAAAGAGGAAGAUAUAUGAACCAGUACCAUUAUUUGAUCUUUUGGCAGUAUUUUAAUGUAUUUUUAAGGGCCAAUAUUGUAAUAAAUGCAUUCUUUUUUUAAUCUCAUAUAUAUUAAUGAAAAAAAUCUAUCAAGAUAAGAGUAACUUGAA
Messenger RNA from Capsicum annuum, 3736 nucleotides. RefSeq names its product pentatricopeptide repeat-containing protein At4g37170. Gene Ontology annotation, molecular function: zinc ion binding; protein binding; RNA binding. Bases 197 to 2260 code for a protein of 687 amino acids. Gene Ontology annotation, biological process: RNA modification. The transcript is spliced from 2 exons. The record is from RefSeq and is a predicted model, not a curated record. Lineage: Eukaryota; Viridiplantae; Streptophyta; Magnoliopsida; Solanales; Solanaceae.